Amphiprion ocellaris (clown anemonefish) is the source of this 2746-nucleotide messenger RNA. RefSeq names its product olfactory receptor 11A1-like. Gene Ontology annotation, biological process: G protein-coupled receptor signaling pathway. Gene Ontology annotation, cellular component: membrane. The record is from RefSeq and is a predicted model, not a curated record. Bases 145 to 1140 code for a protein of 331 amino acids. Lineage: Eukaryota; Metazoa; Chordata; Actinopteri; Pomacentridae. Gene Ontology annotation, molecular function: olfactory receptor activity; G protein-coupled receptor activity. The transcript has a single exon.
CUGCAGCAGGUCACCACCAGGGAUGGUAAGAUUAGAGAAACUGUCUCAGCCGUUUUCUUCAUUUUUAAUGUCAUCAACAUUUUAACAGCAGUUCCAAGCAGGAGUUUACAGAUUGAGUCUUACUGUCAGUUCCUCCUUUGAACAAUGUCAAGAAGCAACAGGAUCAUGAUCAACUCCACACAGGAUUCAUUUUUCACACUGAGUGCCUACGUUGACAUUGGGAUUUUCAAAUACUUGUGCUUCCUGAUUGUUCUGGCUGUUUAUAUUGCAACUAUCUGUGCUAACGUUUUAAUCAUUGUGACUAUCUGCAUUACCAGAAGCCUCCAUGAGCCCAUGUACCUGUUUCUGGUCAGCCUGUUUGCUAAUGAACUGUAUGGUAGUACAGGGUUGUUUCCAUUCCUGCUGGUUCAGAUCCUCUCUGACGUUCACACCAUUUCUUAUUCACUCUGUUUCCUGCAGGUUUUCUGUCUGUACUCUUAUGCAAUGAUUGAAUUUCUGACCAUAGCUGUCAUGUCUUAUGACAGACAUCUCGCCAUCUGUUAUCCUCUACAAUAUAAAACACGCAUGACGUUUAACAAGAUUAUGUUUCUAAUUGCUUUAACGUGGGCAUAUGCAUUUUUUAUCAUGGUUUUAAUGGGGUAUUGCCUGGCUGGCCGUUUGCAGCUGUGUGGGAACAUCAUCAACAAAGUGUAUUGUGACAACUAUUAUAUUGUCAGACUGGCCUGCUCUGACACCACGGUCAACAACGUGUUUGGACUCUUUAACAUGUUCACUGUCAUCUUUGGUCUGAUUGUUUUUAUCCUGUACACUUAUCUGAGGAUCCUUAAGGUGUGUUUUUCUGGCAGUAAACAGACCAGACAGAAAGCCGUCAGCACCUGUAUACCUCACCUGGUUUCCCUCGUCAACUUCUCCUGUGGGACUUUCUUUGAAAUAGUACAGAGCAGGUUUGAUAUGAGCAGUGUACCCAAUGUGCUGCGAGUUUUCUUAUCAUUAUACUUCCUCACGUGUCAGCCGCUCUUCAACCCAGUACUGUACGGGCUCAGGAUGUCCAAAAUACACGCCACAUGUAAAAUUCUUCUUGUUGGUAAAAAAGAAACAACCAAAAACAACAAACAUGAUAAGUGCAGAGCAGUAAUGUGAGUUUUUAAUGUGUAUGCGCAACAUAAAUAAACCUGAUUUCAGCAGAUGUCUCAACCCUCUAAACUCCAAGCAGUUUCUGUGUGUUAUUUGCUCCCGUCACAUUUUUCUGGGAGAUAUUCAGUUCUGUGCCUCGAUGAAAACAGGACCUACAGAGAAGCCAGAAUGUCUUCUGUGCAGUAUGACACAGCUGCAGCACCACAGAUCAUAAAAAAGAAAAAAAAAUUAUUCUUUAAUUAUUCAUUUCACAAAAAUUGAAAAGAAAAUUGUGUCAUCUGCAUUUUUCCUCAGUGUCCAUAUAUGUUAUCAACACUCGAAAAUAAUGACUCUACAGAAACUACAUAAGCGCAAUACAUAUUUUGUAUUAUUUACAUUUUUGAUUUGUUUCCAUACUUGUCCUGAAAAGUCUCAUUUUUGACUGUUGGCAACAGCUUAAUCAGUCAUACUCAUAAUAUUUUUUAAAUUUUUGUCAAAUUUUUAAAUGAGGAAAAUUGAAAUAGUUUUUGCUGAAAUAUCCUGAUUUGAAGCUAAAACUUGGUUAAUUUUCCUGACGGAACUUCAUAUGAUUUAGUCAAGGCCAGUCAGAAAGCUGGAAAGCCUUUUAAUUUCUUUCCUCUUUCAAUUGAUUUUGGUUUUUAUAGUUUCUUUCUGAUAAUUUUGAUAUUAUCUUAAAAGACAACUUGUGUUCCAAACUUUGUUUUGAGGUUUUAAAGCUUAAAUUCUAAUUCAACUCAAAUGUCUGUGUUUAAAAUCAUGUUACCAUCUGUUAAUUGUUUCUUUGCCACACACUGACACAGUAAUCCUUUUGCAAGGGAUUAUCUUAACGGCAGUGAUGAAAUGAAUCCAUAUCAGAACUAUUUCCAGCUUUAAAUCGGUAAAUCACUUUUUCAGUUGAGAAAACGGUUACAAUGUUUAAAUAAUCUGAGGUCUUUUUUUGUUUAUUCUUUCCAAGCAAACAGUAUAAUAUACAGAUAUACAAAGAGGAUGAAGAAGAAGAAAGAUCUGAGUAUAAAAUACAGCUACAACAUUAUUAACUCAUUUUUAACUCUUAUUUUCUGUGACUAAUCUGACAUCAUUAACACCACUUCAAGGGUUCUCAGACACACUGAGACACUUAUCUUUUACUUUCCAGCAACAUAUGCAUGGAACAGAAGAGAAAUACUAAAAAGAAAGAUUUGAUUCCACAAAUUAAAACAAAGUUGUGUGAAAAUACUUCAGCGAAAAGUUCCACAACUGUUUCAAACACACAAAAUAAAACCACUAAUUAGUCUGACCAGUUACAUCAGCACCACAAAGCUCUGAGACGAAUGCAAAGCCAGAGCUGAAUAAGAUCCAAAGCUAAAAACUAUUCUAGAGGUUUUUACAAGCCAACUACCAGCAAACAAAAGCUGUUGAAGUCACCUGCUUAAAAUUAGUGUAUAUUUUCAUAUCACAAUAUUCAAGGGUGGAAACAAAAAAUGACAUACAUUUGUAAAGCUGCGAUGCUACAAGAAGGAAGUGUGCAUGAACCCAAUAAGAGCAUACAACCCAGUGUGCAUGUAUGGAAAAUCAUAUAAUAAUAAAAACUAUGCAACCAUCAGUGUCCACAGCUCUCAGUGUGCUCAUUUAC